Hemisphaericaspora subhashii is the source of this 627-nucleotide messenger RNA. RefSeq lists its product as uncharacterized. The record is from RefSeq and is a predicted model, not a curated record. NCBI's taxonomy places the organism in Eukaryota, Fungi, Ascomycota, Pichiomycetes, Serinales, Debaryomycetaceae. The transcript has a single exon. The coding region runs from base 1 to 627 and encodes 208 amino acids.
AUGCAGAACGAUAUACUUACUAUAUUUUUUGUUUUAUCACUUGCUGUUGCGGAGGUUAUUCACUUCAAUCUUACCUUUACAGGUGAUGAAGUUGGAAGUAGAGAGGUUGGAGUGUUAGACGGAAUAUUCGCUGGUGUCUUUGAUGAUGCCCCAGAAUUUAUCCUCAAUACCGAUGAUGGUACCAUAUCUGAUAUAAAUGAUAAUGUCUUUUAUAAAGCAGAUGAAUUAGGAAUUCACGGUGGGUUUGAUUCAUCCGAUAGUAAAUGGGGACUUGAUGGCGAUUAUUUAACCUGGAAUGGAAGUCCAAGUUUCUACCUUUGUGGCACAGACGACCAUUUGCAAAUCACUAUCCCUUACAAUAUUCAAAUUGUAAACAGGCAAUGUCCCGCGAUUAAGUUGGUCAUCAAAAGAGUUGUCGAGAAUAAUGAUGGUACUAACACCACUCCAGGGGGAGAUUCAAAUCAAUCUCCGGGAGGGGACUCAAAUGAAAAUAUUAACCCCCCAAGCUUGGGAGGAAACAAUGCCUCUAACAAUACCGUCACUACGAUCGAAGGCAGGGCUGGAAUUGUUGAGGGUCACACUGAAUUAACUGCUAUAGUGCUUGCUUUCUUGGCAUUGUUAGUUUAG